UCCCCUCCCAAUCAUGUGAUUCAGGUGUUCCAAUCCCCUCCCAAUCAUGGUGAUUCAGGUGCUCCAAUCCCCUCCCAAUCAUGUGAUUCAGGUGCUCCAAUCCCCUCCAUAUCAUGUGAUUCAGGUGUUCCAAUCCCCUCCCAAUCAUGUGAUUCAGGUGUUCCAAUCCCCUCCAUAUCAUGUGAUUCAUGUGUUCCAAUCCCCCUCCCAAUCAUGUGAUUCAGGUGUUCCAAUCCCCUCCAUAUCAUGUGAUUUCAGGUGUUCCAAUCCCCUCCCAAUCUCAUGUGAUUCAGGAGUUCCAAUCCCCUCCAUAUCAUGUGAUUCAGGUGCUCCAAUCCCCUCCCAAUAUCAUGUGAUUCAGGUGCUCCAAUCCCCUCCCAAUCAUGAGUGAUUCAGGUGCUCCAAUCCCCUCCCAAUCAUGUGAUUCAGGUGUUCCAAUCCCCUCCCAAUUGUGAUUCAGGUGUUCCAAUCCCCUCCCAACCCAAUCGUGAUUCAGGUGUUCCAAUCCCCUCCCAAUCAUGUGAUUCAGGUGUUCCAAUUCCCUCCCAAUCGU
This is a messenger RNA of Staurois parvus, 553 nucleotides long. The record is from the annotation of a GenBank genome assembly. NCBI's taxonomy places the organism in Eukaryota, Metazoa, Chordata, Amphibia, Anura, Ranidae.